Molecule: messenger RNA, 5009 nt
Organism: Paramecium sonneborni
Lineage: Eukaryota; Ciliophora; Oligohymenophorea; Peniculida; Parameciidae
Source: the annotation of a GenBank genome assembly
AUGUUAAAAAAAAUGUAAUAGUAAAUUAGUUAACUUUUGAAUGGUGAAAUACUUUAGAUUAAUUAAUAGAGAAGUUAGAUGAUCAUAUUUCGGAUAUUACAAUUAACUUAAUAUUUUUCAAUUAUUAUGCCAUCAUACAAGAAUAAACUUGAUAGUUUUCAUUUGACCUCGCUUAUCACGAUAUUAAAAGCAUCUUUAUUGGAUUAUGAUAAUAUUCCGAUCUUUUUAGGUUAUAUUUCUAGUUUUAUAAGUUUUGCAAUCUUAAUUUACACAUUAAUACUAAGUUGCUUUAACUUAAACUAAAUUGCAAUUGUUAAAAAGGUCAUAUUAAUUUAUAUUGGAUUACUUCCAUAAUAUUUCUGUUAUUUAUAAAUAUCUAUUACAGCACAUACAUUACUUAAAUAUGAAAAUAAUUUAUUUGAAUAAAUGUUAGGAACUAUUACCAUAAUAAUAAUAUUUAUUCAAUCUUUUUUAAGUCUAUUAUUUAUGAGAAAUACUUACUUUAGUUAAACUAUAUUAUGUAGAGAUCUAACAAUAAUAGGUUUGCUCUCUUAAAUUAUGAAGUUUAUGACGAUUUUAUUUUACUUUUAUGAUAUUGAUAAUAUUAAUGCUCUGUAUAUUAUAACUUUAAUAUGUGCCUUAUUGUGGACAAUUUCAGAAGUUGCUGAUAUUUUGUACUAUUUUCCCUAUAGUUUGAGUGACAAUCAAUUUUAAUUUUGUUUAAAUUCAAUUAAGAUUGUAUGUACAAUAAUGAUGAUAUUGGAUGCAUCACUACAAUUUGAAUAAGCAGUUAUAAUUUAUUAAUUAAUCCUGAGUGUAUUAGGAUACUUUGUUAGUCGAUAGGUUUUUCGAGUUUUUCUCUAUAAUAAUUGCUUUAAUCUCUUUUCUUAAGCAAUUUCUAAGGAUUAAUAGUCACUUUACCUAAAAAUUAUUCUAUUCCUCAAAGAACAGUAAAAAGAGUAGGUAAAUAUCUAUCAACCAUUCUUAAGUUGUAACGUGAUGAAUUUGCAUUAAAAAUAUUGCGAAUAGAACUGCUAAGUAAUUAUUUAUUUUAAUAAGGCAUAAGUAUAUACCAAUAUUCUAGAAUGCUUAAUAUCAAAGAUAUUCUAAAAUGAGGAAGAAUCCCUCUUUCUUUAUAAAAUUAGUUAUAUAGCAUUUAUAAAGAAAUAAUAUUCCUUAAGUUUGAUGAAAAUUAAAUAAUAUCAGAUAUUUAAUGGACAUACUUAAAGUUGGUAUUUUAAAUUAAUGGUUCUUGAUAUUACUAAAAACAUAGAAAGAGAAAUUUAAUAGGUUCUUUAUAAUACAAAUAUCACAUAAAAUUGGAAUAAAUAUACUUAUUUGACAUCUAAAGAUUUGGUUGAAUUUGAAGAAUAAGAAAUAGAAUUAAUGCCAUUAAUAGCUCAAUUAAUAAACAAAAAAUUAGAUAUUUGGCAAUCUCAAAUAAGAGGAUUCAAGAAUAUAUACGAUUUACAACAUAAGUUGGUUAAUUUUGCAAAAUUAAUUGAUUAAAUUAGAAAACAGUUAGGUAAUAUAUUUGAAAAAGACAUUAAUAACAUCACUAUUAGUUUAAUCAAUAAUAUAUAUCACCUCAGAAUUUUAUCAUUAUAUUAUUCAUUAAUAAUGAAUGAUUAAUUAAAUAGUUAUUUAUGUGAAAAAUAAAUUUAAAUUGUCUAUUAUUUUGAAUAAACACUUAAAUAAAAUGAAUUAACUUCUUUAGCUUUAAUUACUGACAAAAUAUCAGUGGUUGCAGUAAGUCUAGUAAAAAAAUAAGGUGAAAUUCUGAAUAAGAAUAAAUAAAAAAUAGGAAGUUUGUUUGGAUAUCAUAAAAGCAAUGAAUAUAAUGGAUUAUUAUCAGUUAAUCAAAUUAUACCUGAUUUUAUUAGCAGUAUACAUAAUGAAAUGUUAACAGAAUUUUUAAAAAAAGGAUAAUCUUCUUUUUUUGUUUAAUUUAAAACAGUUUUUGGAAAGAAUAAAGAUUAUUUUAUAAUGCCUUUAUAAUUAAAAUUUUCAAAUGAUUUUAAUUUUGUAGAUGACUUUGUUAUAAAAGGAGUGAUGUAUUAAGGUUAAAAGUAAUAAGAUUUUAUAAUAUUUGAUGAUCAAGGACACAUUUAAGGAAUAACUUAAUAAUUUUAUGAAAUACUAAUAAGAGAUAAUCACAAAGCUUAUAAAAUAGACCAAGAAACAUUAACUAAAUAAAUGUAUAUUUAUUAUUUUAUGCCUGAAAUCUUUAAUAUUAUAUAAGAUUAUUAAUAACAGAAAUAACACAAUUAACUUGUUUAGUUUUUAGAAGAUACUCAAUUUAUAAUAAUAUAAAAUCUAAUGGAAUUUCAUGAAGAUUUUUCAAGAUAAGCUAAAAAGUUUACAAAACACACAAUUACUGAUCCUGCUUUAUAUGCAUCUAGUUAUACUAAUUGUUCUGAGUUAACAAAUAAUAAUAUAAAAACAAUCUUAAGAAGAAGAAUGUUUACAGAAAUCGAUAGAAGUUUAAUAAAUGAAGAAUUUGCCAAGAGUGCUAUUAAAUUUAUCUACAAUAAUGUAAUUUUUAUGAUUAUUUGUAGCUUGACAUAUAUGUCACUUAUUUUAUAAAAUUUUAAUUGUAAUAUUAUCCUAUUUAGAAUGAAAAAGUAAAAGGUUUUUAUAUACUAGAAAUUAUAGAUUAUAGAAAAAAUUAUGAUAAAAAGAUAGGAAGUGAAGCUGUGUUUAAAGAUCUUGAAUCUUAAAUGAAAUAAUCAAUAAAAAUUUAAAGUUAAUUUAUGUAAAGAGUUGAAAAUUAAAUUGAAUUUGAAGAAAUUAAUGUUUGUUAAGUAGUCAAAUCCAAUACAAACACUACUGAUAAUAUAAGAUUAGAAACUAAUGGUAAUUCUAGUAAACGAGUUAUAUUUCUUAAACCUGAAAUUUCAAGUUAAUUAAAUGAUUUUGCAGGAGGAAUGAAUUCUGAAUCUAGUUCUGAAGAAAAAUAAGAAGAUUUUUUUUCACCUCCAUAAUCAAAUAGACUGUAAUUUUGUAAAGAGAAUGAUAGUAUUCAACCUCAUCAAUAAAGUGUUAAAAAUUAAAAACGUAAUAUUAGUGAAAUGGAAAUGGCCAUAAAUUAAAGUUAAUCUAGUGGUAUUUCAAGAUAAUCAAGUAGGACUAAUACAUAUUUUAAUAAUCUUUUUUUAAAGAAAAUCAGAUAUACAAAUAAUAUAAAAGCAAUAAUCUUUAUUUGUAUGUUAACUGUAACAGUUAAUCUAUUUUUAUGCGUAUUUAAUAGUAUAAAGCUAUAUUCUGGAUAUUAGGAUUUUUAAACCAUAACUACAAAUAUGAAAGUUCCUAUGAAUUUAAACAGAUAUUAUUCUAAAACAGCAACUUUAGCUUGGAUUACUACUUGUUCUAAUUAUAGUAUUUUAAAUAUUAGUUAGUUUUAAAAAAAUUAAAAUAAAUAUUAAAUGGAUUUAAUUAAUCAAUAUAUGUUAGGUAAUGUAUCAUUAAUUUAUCCAUCUUUAAUUGAAACUGAAGAGGAGAUUCCAUAUAUUAAUUAAUCUUAAGGAUUAUAUCACUAUGAAGAAGUAAAGCUAACCUAAUUUAUAGAUUACAUGAAUUUUUUCACUAAAUAAAUUUUGGUAAAUCAAGAUAUUAAUACAGAGUAUAUAGAAGCUAUGAUUAUUCUCAGAUAUAAUGUUAAAAAUAUGAGAAAUAUCACAAUUUAAAUUAUGGAUUAAUUAGAAAGGCAAUUUGAAUUAACUCGUGAUUUACAAUAAACAAAUCAAUUUAUCUCUAUUAUUACAAAUUCACUUAUAAUGUUAAUUCUAUAUUGCAUUUAAUUUAUUUUUUGUCUGAAAAUUCAAAUUUAAAACUAAACAAUAACCUUAUUAGUUGGUAGAGUAAAAGAAUAAGAAAUAAUGAAUGAAAUUGUUAAAAUAUAGUAUCUUUUAUAAUCCUUAAAAAAUAUUGCUGGUGAAGAUUCAUGGAAAAGAAUAAAUUUUUGGUCCUACAUCUUCUAAAAUGAUUAUGAUAAUAUAUACAAAGCGAGAUUAAUUCAAAAUAAAUCAAAUAGAACUUCUAAUUUAAAUUCUAGAAUAAAACAUAUAAGAAUUAGAUUUAAAUUUUAAUUAUUAAAGAUAAUCGUCUUCUUAGUUAUAUAUUUGUGCUUUAUUUGGGGAUUAUAUAUAUUAUAUUUAUCUUAAACUGAAUAAAUGACUCCAAUGGUAGAAUUAGAAGCAUAAUAUGUUAAGUUUAGUGUGAAUGUUGAUAUUUUAGUAUUUAGUGGAUUAAUUAUUAAAUCUUAACCUCAAAUAUAUGACAAUUUUAUUAAAAAUAAAAUAUUUUCCGAAAAAUAGAUAAAUUUAUUUGAUGAUGGUAGUCAAAUUAUUGAACUAUUUAGUUCAAUGCAAUAUACAUUUAGUGAAACUAUGAAAUCUUUAUUUAAUGAUGUCAUUUCAACUUUACCAUCAACUAAUGAUGUUAGUACAUUAAAAAAAUUAAUUGAUUCAGAUAUAUGUUUAGUACUUUAUGCUGAAAUUCCAUUUUGUUAAUUUUAUAAUAUUUCUUAAAUUGAAUUUGUUAAUAAAUAUGGAUAGUUUUAUGAAUAUGAUAAUGAUUAAGAUUAUCUCAAGAGUGGAAUUUUAGGAAUCAUGGCCAAAUAGGCAAGCUUUUAUUAAUAAAAUUAUGGAUAUGAAAUUGAUAAUAUUAAGUUUAAUCCAAAUCAAAAUGAAAUAGAUAAUGUUUAUAGAACCAUUGAAUUUCAUCAAAUAAUUUUAUCUCACUUUAAAGAUUCAUAUCUAUGUUUUGUAAGAUUUUUAGAACUUCUUACUAAAAAUAUUUCAGAUAUCAGAUAUUCUGAUUUCAUUAUUUUGUUACUCUAUAUUUACAUUGCAGGAUUACUAUAUUUCAUUUUAUAUAUAAUAUUCCACUAUUUUUGGAUAAAGAAGUCCAAUAAAUACAUAAGAUCUUUAAAACUAAGUUUAGUUGUCAUUCCUAAUGAAUAAUUAUUCAAUAGUAGUAUUAUCAAUAUAUUAAGAAAAUUUGAAUGA